AUGGGUGCCAACAAUAUCCAGUGGACCAGGGCGGACGAAAUACAUCUCGAUCACCAAUAUCGGGGACGAGGUAAUGAUCAUGCAUCAAGACCAACGGAUCAGGGUCUGGCUGGCUGGGGAUCAUGUGCCGCGGAUACCAGUGUUUGUCUCAAUCGGCUCUCGUCGUUACAUGGAGUGGCAGAAUCUAGCACACCCGAUCCGAAGAAAUGGGGGAUCAAGAUUCCGCCGGUGCCCGCGUAUGAAACUCCACGCGCAGUGCUCCAAAGGCCGAAGGCAACGUUGAUCCAGUGUCGGAAGGUCGAGGCGAGUCAGGAUCAAGAUUUUCCUGACUGCCCACCUUCGGACGAGUCGCCGUCGGACAAGUCGCCGUCGGACAAGUCGCCGUCGGAGAUGCGACCGUUGGAUCUAGCGUCUGUCGCGAGUGAGGAAUCGGAUCUGUCGUCCGUCGCAGACGAAGACUCUAUAUCGCAUGCCAUAACGGCCAAGGAGGCGCUAGAAGAUCGCAAUCAAGUGACACCGGACUUAUGGACGACUAACCCGCUGGCGGGGAAAGCUACAGACAGGGAAGGAAGGCGUGAAGAAGAUGACCGAGAUGAAAUUGAGGAGGUCAGUCUGGAUCAACUACAUGCGAGAGGCCGAGAUCAAGGAACAUCGCCGUCGAAAGGUGGCGGAUCGGACCUCCUGCCAUCAAUGAUGAGUGUACAGCCUGAGACAGGACAUGUGACCGGUGAUCCGUUGAACGACAAGUGCGCCGCAUCUACGUCCCAAAAACGGACACGGAUCCAUCACCUGUUGUCGAAGAUCAACCAGGCACACCGAAUCUGGACCUUACCUGGGACUCAGAUCAAGAUCAUGAUGAAUGCGUGUAUUACCAUUAAGGAAGUUAUCUAUACGCCGAAGACGUCGAUGAUGGCGGUACUGCCGGACGUACCUGUGACGACGGAAGAUGUGAGGAUCGAAGAUAUCCAACUAUGCGGAUCUGAUAAUCAGACUCCGGAGGAAAUUGAGCGACUUCGCCAAAAGAUCUGGGAGUUCCGACAUCUCUUGAUUGGUAAAGGAAAUGCCCUUCCGCCGGCAGCUAGAGGCCUGGUGUGUGAUAUCGAUGUCGGGGGAGCGAGAUCUAUCGCCCUCAAGUGCCGUAAGUUGCGGAUCCAGUUCAGGGAGAAGCUGGUAGACCUGAUCAAGGGCCUAUUGUCUGCUAAGAUGAUCAACUACUCCAGAUCACCAUGGGCUUCCCCAAUCGUGGUGAUCAUUAAGAAGAAUGGGGUGGAUAUCAGGCUAUGCAUUGAUUAUCGGUUGGUUAACAGCCUGACACAACUGAUGAUAUACCCAAUGCCCUUGAUCACCGCUCUACUCGAAGAUCUGGAGUCGACACUUUGGUACUGUUCUCUGGACAUGGCGAGCGGAUUUUGGGUGGUGAUAUUGACAGAUCGUGCCCGCUUGAUCUCAUCUUUUUAUCACGCCGUUCGGGGUAUAUGA
Phytophthora megakarya is the source of this 1479-nucleotide messenger RNA. NCBI's taxonomy places the organism in Eukaryota, Oomycota, Peronosporomycetes, Peronosporales, Peronosporaceae. The record is from the annotation of a GenBank genome assembly.